AUGGACUGGUACGAGCCGGGAGAGGACACAUACACACUAAUGGAUGUUUUGGAAGAAGAGGACCUGGAAAUGAAGGUUAUUCUGGACCUGGGAACAUCGACUGGAAUAAUAGCAGAGCAUCUGGAAAAGAAAAACACUGUCCUAUCGUCAGACAUCAACAUCAAAGCACUUCAAAACCAUAGGGGAGGAAAUUUAGUGAGGGCAGACUUACUUCAUGCAAUAAAUCAGCAACAUGUGGAUAUUGUUGUGUUCAAUCCUCCAUAUGUACUUGACUCCGACGACCCUGUCAUAGGAGGGGGCCAUCUUGGAAGAGAAGUGAUCGAUAGAUUCAUCAGUCUUCUCGAGAUCGGGAUUGUAUAUCUUCUUGUUAUACAGGCCAACAAGCCAAGUGAGGUAAUGAAGCUGCUUGAAGAAAAGGGAUAUAAAACCAAAAUUCUUAGGGUGAGAAAGAUCCUGGGAGAAACAAUCUAUAUCAUCAAGGGGGAAAGACACAUAAAGAAAUAG
Messenger RNA from Encephalitozoon intestinalis ATCC 50506, 504 nucleotides. Its product is annotated as N6 adenine specific DNA methylase. Lineage: Eukaryota; Fungi; Microsporidia; Unikaryonidae. Gene Ontology annotation, biological process: methylation. The transcript has a single exon. Bases 1 to 504 code for a protein of 167 amino acids. Gene Ontology annotation, molecular function: protein methyltransferase activity; nucleic acid binding; S-adenosylmethionine-dependent methyltransferase activity. Gene Ontology annotation, cellular component: eRF1 methyltransferase complex. The record is from RefSeq and is a predicted model, not a curated record.